Penicilliopsis zonata CBS 506.65 is the source of this 1230-nucleotide messenger RNA. RefSeq lists its product as hypothetical. The record is from RefSeq and is a predicted model, not a curated record. The transcript has 2 exons. Gene Ontology annotation, molecular function: nucleic acid binding. Gene Ontology annotation, cellular component: UTP-C complex; CURI complex. Bases 40 to 969 code for a protein of 309 amino acids. Lineage: Eukaryota; Fungi; Ascomycota; Eurotiomycetes; Eurotiales; Aspergillaceae. Gene Ontology annotation, biological process: rRNA processing; ribosomal small subunit assembly.
CCCAACACGAUAUUUCGAGAGUCAUUCAACGUGCCCGCCAUGAAGAAAGAAUCACCCGAGAUAGCAGGGUUCUCUAUCCUGCCUUUACAACUACCCGGUACUCCUGUGCUCCCCGAACCAGCAACACACUACCUCUACCUCCGUCCUCAUGAGCCUCGCGUCCCGGACCUGGAUUCGGUUCGCUCGCUGUUUGUGGUCAACAUCCCCAUUGAUACUACGGAAGCGCAUCUUCGGCACUUGUUUGGCACUCAAUUAUCUGCCGGCCGAGUCGAGAGGGUGGAAUUCGAGGAUGCGCCGACCGGCAAGGCACACAGUGCCCCCGCCAUUGCCGCCCAGGGGAACCUGGUGAAGAGCAAGAAGAGGAAGAGGGUGACAGCGGAUGAACUACAGAGUCAGCUGGAUGAGGUCCGGCUGCCGGCAUCGUGGGACCGACAGUUGCAGAAGAGCGGGGCACGGGCCAUUGUUGUUUUCGUCGAUAAGCCGAGUAUGGAGGCGAGUCUGAAGGCAGCCAGGAAGGUGGGCAAGAAGGGGAAAUCGACGAUUGUCUGGGGUGAGGGGAUUGAGGACCGGGUGCCCUCGCUGGGGUUGGCGCGGUAUGUCGCUCACGACCGUUUGCGGUACCCGAGUCGCGCGGAGCUGCUACUAGCGGUGAACGACUACAUGGUUGUGUUUGACCAGGUUGCGGAGGCACGUAAGCGGGAGGAGGCGCGCAAGGCUCAGGAGCCGGACGAGGAUGGGUUCAUCACGGUGACCAGCGGGCCGAAGCUGAACUCUGCCGCGCGGGAGGACGAGAUGCGGGAGUUGGUUGAGAGGCAGAAGAAGAAGUCACAGGGCUUGGAGGACUUUUACCGAUUCCAGUCGCGUGAGAAACGGAAGGAGAAGCAGAAUGAGUUGCUUAGAAGAUUCGACGAGGACAAGAAGAGGUUGGAAGACAUGAAGAGGCGGAGAGGCAAGAUCAGACUCGAGUAAUCUAUCUCCUGUCGAUCUUGUCCAGCAGAAUCUAUUAGCGAGGCGUUACUGGUCCAUACGGUCAAUAAAAAGUUCUUCUUCAUCCGGGUUCUUACUUUCAUUUCUGAUUCUGAAGUAAGUAUGUCGUGUCUCUGCAUUCCAUCCCAACUCCAUAUAUGAUGAGCACGCUGGGGCCAGAGUAACAAAACUCUACUUGAUGUUUUGCCAUGUCUACAAACACCAGCAAUACCCAAUCUUCUCACCUUCUGAAGCUAUCAUCUC